This is a messenger RNA of Gavia stellata (red-throated loon), 3775 nucleotides long. RefSeq names its product zinc finger protein 91-like. The coding region runs from base 1 to 3570 and encodes 1189 amino acids. Gene Ontology annotation, molecular function: DNA-binding transcription repressor activity, RNA polymerase II-specific. Gene Ontology annotation, biological process: negative regulation of transcription by RNA polymerase II. NCBI's taxonomy places the organism in Eukaryota, Metazoa, Chordata, Aves, Gaviiformes, Gaviidae. The record is from RefSeq and is a predicted model, not a curated record. The transcript is spliced from 9 exons.
AUGGGUCGACGCAUGGACCCAGGCCUCCGGGCCGCGGAGGACCCACAACUCCGGGCCGGACCAGGCCUCCGGGCCGCGGAGGACCCACAACUCCGGGCCGGACCAGGCCUCCGGGCCGCGGAGGACCCACAACUCCGGGCCGGACCAGGCCUCCGGGCCGUGGAGGACCCACAACUCCGGGCCGGACCAGGCCUCCGGGCCACGGAGGACCCACAACUCCGGGCCGGACCAGGCCUCCGGGCCACGGAGGACCCACACAUCUGGGCCGGACCAGGCUUCCGGGCCACAGAGGACCCACACAUCUGGGCCGGACCAGGCCUCCGGGCCGUGGAGGACCCAGGCGUCCGUCCCCGAGCUCCCCUCUCCCCCCGCGUCCCCCCGCGUGACGCGUGCGGUGACGUGACCGUGGGGGUGGAGGAAGGGGUGUCCUCCCAGCAGCCCCCGGGGCCGGCGCCGCCAAGGGGCCCCACCCCCACCCUGCUCCUGGGCCCCCCAAUCCCACCUCCCUCCGACCCCCGACCCCUGACCCCUGACCCCCAACCCCGACGGGGGCGGGGGGCAGCGCCGCGGCAGAGGACAAUGGAGGACGAGUCCCCGUCGGUGCCCAACUUCAUGGAGGACGGUGACAGCAACGGGCCCUUCCCGCUGGAGGACCCCGAGGCCACCAGCUCCCCACCGCUGCCGUCAGGACUGGCCAGCGCCGCCAAGCUGCCACCAGGUGAGGAGGAGGAAGAAGAGGUUGAAGAUGGCAGCGGGGAGGCCACCCCGCGUCCCUACCGCUGCAGCGAGUGCGGCAAAGCCUUCGCUCAGAGCUCCAACCUCCUGAAGCACCGGCGGGUGCACACAGGUGAGCGGCCCUACCGCUGUGGGGAAUGCGGCAAGGCUUUCGGCUGGAGUUCGUCCCUGCUGGAACACCGCAAGGGCCACGCCGGAGCCAAGCCCCACGCCUGCGGCGAGUGCGGCAAAGCCUUCAGCCGAGGGUCGACCCUCCUGGAGCACCAGCGCACCCACACCGGCGAGAAACCCUUCCGCUGUGGGCAGUGCGGCGCCCGCUUCAGCCAGAGCUCCACCUUGGUCCACCAUCGGCGGACUCACACCGGCGAGCGGCCCUAUGGCUGCCCCGAAUGUGGCCGGGCUUUCGGUCGUAAGUCCACCCUGGCCACCCACCGGCGGACCCACACGGGCGAGCGACCCUAUGGCUGCCCCGAAUGCGGCCGUCGCUUCGCCGUCAGCUCUGACCUGGCCAAGCACCGGCGGGGGGCUCACGGCGGGCACCGGUGCCGGGACUGUGGCGAGCAGUUCCCCCGGCCAGCAGCAUUGGCCGGACACCGGAAGAAACAUCAUGGUGGCGAUGGCAAGGAUCAGGGUGACACUGCCGAAGACCGCGAGGGCGAUGACUGCGGCGAUGACCGGCCGCACCGCUGCGAGGAGUGCGGCCAGGCCUUCCGGCACGGCAGCACAUUGCUCCUCCACCGGCAGACCCACGCUGGUGCCUUCGCCUGCCCGCUCUGCCCUGAGCGUUUUGAGGGCAGCGCCCAGCUGGCCCGGCACCGGCGGCGCCGGCACGGUCCAGCGGCCAAGCCCUACCGCUGCGAAGCUUGCGGCAAAGCCUACGCCCAGCCCGCCGGGCUGCGGCACCACCAGCCAGAGCAGCCGCUGGGAUGUCCCCACUGCGGAGCUGCCUUCCUCUGGAGCUGCCGGUUGGCCCGGCACCUCCGGGCUUGCCGGCCACCUGCCAAGCCCUACAAGUGCCCGGAGUGUGGCAAAGCCUUCGGGCAGAGUUCCAAGCUUCUCCGGCACCAGGUGACCCACACCGGCGAGAAGCCCUACAAGUGCCCUGAGUGCGGCAAGAUCUUCAGCCAGAGCUCCAACCUGGCAGAGCACCGGCGGACCCAUGGGGCGGGUGAGCGGCACUUCUGCCCGCUCUGCGGCAAGGGCUUCGCCCUUGGCUCCUACCUGGCCAAGCACCGGUUGACCCACACCGGCGAGCGGCCCUACCGUUGCACCGAGUGCGGGAAGGCGUUCCGGCAGAGCUCCAACCUCAUCCAGCACCAGCGGACCCACACCGGCGAGCGACCCUACACCUGCGGGCUCUGCGGCAAGAGCUUCUGCCAAAACUCCCACCUGGCCAAGCACCGGCGCACCCACACCGGCGAGCGGCCCUACCGCUGCGGGGACUGCGGCAAGAGCUUCCGGCAGAGCGCCAAUCUCCUGGAGCACCGGCACACCCACACCGGUGAGCGGCCCUACCGCUGCGCCCAGUGCGGCAAGACCUUCGGGUGGAGCUCAGCCUUCAGCAAACACCAGCGUCCAUCAUGGUGCCCCAAGGCCAUGGCUUCAUCUUGGAGGGCUGUUCUGGGAUCCCUCGUCUUGACCCAGGUCCACCAGGUGCCCCAAGGCCAUGGCUUCAUCUCGGAGAACCACCCCAAGAUCCUCAUCCUGGCUCAGGACCACGUCUUCGUCUUGGAGGACCACCUUGGGAUCCUCAUCCUGCCCCAGGUCCACCACGACACCCCAAGGAAGUGCCGCUCUCCCGCCACCAUUGUCCGGAACGGGCAAAGCGCCGCCGUUUUGGGUCGAAAAACGCACGGAUUGGGCCUGCUGGCGCUGGGGAGCUGCCGGGGCUGGGCUGCCGUGAUGGAGCCGGGGGAGGAGCGUCCUCCCCAGGACCGGGGUGAUGGGGGCGUCCCCACGGACCCCUGCGCAGGUGCCAUGGCGCCGGCCCGCAGCGGUGGUCGCCCACGUGGCUUCAUCAACCUGCUGGGUCUCCUGGAAGGCGGCAGGACAACGCCGAAGCCCUACCGCUGCACUGAGUGCGGGAAGACCUUCGGGCAGAGCUCCAACCUGAUCGAGCACCAGCGGACCCACACAGGCGAACGACCCUUCACCUGUGGCCAAUGUGAGAAGAGCUUCAGUCGGAGCUCCACCUUGGCCGAGCACCUCCGGACCCACACCGGUGAGAAGCCCUACGCCUGCCCAGUCUGCGCCCGCGCCUUCAGCCGCAGCUCCACCUUGACCGAGCAUCGCCGCACCCACACCGGCGAGACGCCCUACGCCUGCCCCGAGUGCGGGAAGACCUUCGGACGGACCUCCAACCUGGUCAAGCAUCUCCGGACCCACACCGGGGAGAAACCCUAUGGCUGCGGACGCUGCGGGAAGACCUUCAGCCUCAGCUCCAACUUGGUCAAGCACGAGAGGACCCACACGGGGGAGAAGCCCUUCUCCUGCGGGCAAUGUGAGAAGCGCUUCAAGAAGAAGACCCACUUGGCGUCCCACCAACGGACCCACACCGGCGAGCGGCCCUACCGGUGCGGGGAGUGCGGGAAGGCCUUCGGGCAGAGCUCCACGCUCAUCGAGCACCAGAGGACCCACACAGGCGAGCGACCCUUCCGCUGCAGCGCCUGCGGCAAGAGCUUCUGCGUCAGCUCCAACCUGGUCAAGCACCAACGCAUCCACACCGGCGAGAAGCCCUAUGGCUGCGGGCGCUGCGGCAAGCGCUUCCGCUACAAGCCCCAGUUCACCCGCCACCUGAAGGUCCACCCCAACGAGGACCCGGCGUGUGGCCCGUAGGAUGCUCGGAGGUGGAUGGGGGACGCUCACCAGGAGAGGAUGGGCGCCAGCAUCUCGGUGGUGGGGUGCGUCGUCAUGGUGUCCCCAUUAGGACCUAACGAAGGAGCGCGGUAGCACGGCAUGGUGGCCACCAUGCUGUGGUUGAACCUGGCACGUGGCUUCUGGUGCUGCUUGGAGAUGGAUUGGGGACGCUGCGGGGGCUCAA